Messenger RNA from Darwinula stevensoni, 522 nucleotides. The record is from the annotation of a GenBank genome assembly. Lineage: Eukaryota; Metazoa; Arthropoda; Ostracoda; Podocopida; Darwinulidae.
AUGGAAUCGCUGACGUGGUCGGAGCUGCACGAGGCCGAGACGCACCUCCACCUCCCGUCGCUGACCCUUCAACCCGACUCCCUCGUCGCGAAUCGGCACUGGAACUGCAAGGAAAGCGAAGGGAGCAAGCGGGCGAGGUACGUCUGCGCCCUGUCCGCCAACAAGAUCCAGACGGUGCUCGACCUCCUUCUCCUGUCCAGGGAGGUGAGGCCUGUUUUGUCGGCGGGGACGUUGUCGCAGUGCCGGGAGGUGAUUCAGGCGAGGUGUCGCGGGAUUCAGAUCGUUUUUAAGCACCUCCAAGCCCUCUUCCACGAUAGGAGACCCGACUGGAACGACGUCGCCUCGAGCGUGGAAGGCCUGAGCGAGCUGAGCAUCGCCCUGCUGGAGAGUUCCGGCCACGCCGCUUAUCUCAUGGGAGUCCUGCAGGAGGGAAGCUCCCCGCACGUUCCCGGCCCGGUGGAUAAGUUCGUCCGCCAGUCCGAUCCCGGCGGCGCUCCGCGGUUCGGGUCGUCGGGGGCGUGA